Messenger RNA from Solea senegalensis (Senegalese sole), 2743 nucleotides. RefSeq names its product insulin-like growth factor-binding protein 1. Lineage: Eukaryota; Metazoa; Chordata; Actinopteri; Pleuronectiformes; Soleidae. Gene Ontology annotation, biological process: regulation of insulin-like growth factor receptor signaling pathway. The record is from RefSeq and is a predicted model, not a curated record. The transcript is spliced from 4 exons. Gene Ontology annotation, molecular function: insulin-like growth factor II binding; insulin-like growth factor I binding. Gene Ontology annotation, cellular component: extracellular region. The coding region runs from base 147 to 1139 and encodes 330 amino acids.
UCAUUUUCCGGCGAUACGUGCAAAGCUCUGCCUGUUCCAAAACAAACACGACCGCGCUCGUUGUACUCAAAUGAGCCGAGUGACCGCAGCCAAUCACAGCGCGUGCUCUCAUUACACCUUCUUUUCAGAAAUCAUUCAUAACGUCCAUGCGUCAAACUCUCACUGAGGAGCCGGCUAUAAAUACGGCUGCGCGCGAGCCACAGUUCAGACAUUUCCCCAAAAAUCCAAGAGAGGACACAGCAGCGCGAGACCCGUGGGAGAAACCGGCGUUUGAUUUUCCCAACAUCCUCUCCUUGAAUCCCCGCUCCACAGAUUUUGAUCUUCUACAUUUCUAUAUUCAUCUCACUAUGUUGGGCGGAUUAUGUUUGGCGCGUGCCGCGGCAGCAGUGGCGGUGCUGUGCGCCGUGCUGCCCACAGGGACGCUGGGUUCCCCGGUGGUGGCGCCAGAGCCGAUUCGAUGCGCGCCGUGCACCCCGGAGAAGCUGAGCCAGUGUCCGGCGGUGGCGCCCGGGUGCGCCGAGGUGAUGCGGGAGCCCGGCUGUGGAUGCUGCCUCGCCUGCGCCCUGAAGACCGGCGAGCUGUGCGGGAUGUACACGGCGCCGUGCGGCUCCGGACUGAGGUGCACCCCGAGACCCGGCGACCCGCGGCCGCUGCACUCCCUCACCCGAGGACAAGCCGUGUGCACGGAGAGCACCGAGCCCGAGCCGAGCCCCGAGCCCCAGACGCAAGAUCAGGAAGAGCCAGAGGCCGAGAUGGACAACGCUGCCGUCGUCUCUGACCCCGGCUCCAACCACUACCUCCCCGGCCACACGAAGCCCUACGACCCGAGAGCCGCUGCUGACGCUCAGGAGAGCAUGAAAGCCAAACUCGUCUGCAUCCGCAAGAAGCUGGUGGAGCAGGCUCCUUGUCACAUUGAGCUGCAGAGAGCGCUGGAGAAAAUCGCCAAAUCCCAUCAGAAACUGGGCGACAAGUUAACCAGAUUCUACCUCCCAAACUGUGACAAACACGGCCUCUACAAACCCAAACAGUGCGAGUCGUCUCUGGACGGACAGAGAGGUCGAUGCUGGUGCGUGAACUCCUGGAACGGCAAGAGGAUUUUGGGGUCGACCGACCUGCCCGCAGACGCCGAGUGUCCUUGAAGGAGGCCACCACUGAUGCAGGGAGGAGGAGGAGGAGGAGGAGGAGGAGGAAGAGGAGCAGAAACAAGCCACUGAUUUUUCCUUUUUCAUAGUUGUUUAUUUAUUUUUUAUCUCGUCCAUGGUGGUGUUUCAUUCAGGUACACUGUCAUUUGGGAACUGUGGGUCCCCGUUCUCUUCAAACACCCGUCCCAAAGAGAACAAGUACAUACAUAUACAUAUAUAUCUAUGUAUAAACAAAUAUAUAUGUAUGUAUAUAUAUAUAUAUAUAUAUGUAUACGUUUCUUCUAAAAAGGAGAUUUUAAAGUUGCAUUCACGUAUACUCUUCAGCCUUAUUUAUUUCAAUGCUACUACAUUUCAUUUUUGUUAUCGUUUGUAAUUAUUUGGUGCAUAUUUAUAUAAAUGUGUUGUUGUUGUUGUUAUUAUUAUUAUAAUAAUAUUUUUUAUGGUUGUUUUUUUCUGUAUAAAGUGUACAUAUGUAUCUUGGCCCUGAGGAAAACUCCACUGCUGAUUUGAGCUCGCUCUAAACCUUAAAGGAGUUGUCGACGUUUGGUUCGCGUGAAACUGAGCGAAGAAACAAAACAAGAGAAGAAAAAAAGCACUGAGUGACCAAAUGUCAUUUAGAAGAAUUUUCUAAAUGUUGUUUUUAUGACUCAUUUUCAUAUUGUUGUCAUUGUUUUGUCGCCUUUUUGUUUUAGAACAUUUCCAAUGUCACACACUCUUUUGUCCACGAAUGCAAAACUCAGUCAGGAAACAGUCUCAGAACACAUUUCCCAUAAUUCCAUGGGACUACAGAUAGCGUGACAGGAGGUGCCUCCCAGCGCUGCAUCUCACACGGGUAUUUCUACAUUUCUUACCUACCUCCGAUUGUUGUGUGUGUGUGUGUGUGUGUGUGUUGUCUUGCCGUGGUUGUGUUUAACUUUACAUGUCGUGGUUCUUCUUCUCGCUGACCAAGAACACACGCGACCACAAAGAGCGCGUCGCCCUCCGCUCUGUAUCCACAUGCUGCUGUUUUGGCGGGAAAGAGAGGAUUUUAUUGUUUGUUUGAAUGUGAGUCGGCGCCAAAGUGAUGAACUGCUCACUCACACGUGUAUACGUACACUUUUUUUUUGUAAUUUGAGAUGUAAAAGAAGAAGAAGAAGAGAGAAAGGUGAUAUAUUUAAUAAAAACGUUAACCUCAGCUGUGUGCUCUCGCGGUUUCAUUUUUGUGCACAAACCCCCACCAGUUUCGAAUCGUGACACUUCCAUCGGGACGCGAUUGUGAAAGUCCCCGCACCGCACCUCUCUAUUUGCAGCGUGUUUGUGCGCAGUGUUAUCACGGUGACCCAAAGUGGACGUCCUGGUCUAAGUUUGGCUCAGUUCUGCCCCGCGCUGCCUUUUGACCCGCUCUCUGUUUGCCUUUGGGUCGGGCACAGGAAUUCACCGCUGCCCGCCUGCCUGGCACCACCACAUUUAUUUUUAUUCUUCACAUAUUGAACCUGCACUUUGUCCCCACCGUUGACACAUUGCGAGACUGAGGGGAGCCUGAUUGGAGUUCAACUGAAGAGUCGAGAAAACAAAACCUCAGACACGGCAUCCUGGGAUGUGUUCACUGUUUUUUCUUUUUA